AUGGCCCACAACUCAGUUCAACGGACGGCUCCCAUAGCCAUUGCUCCGAAGCCUCCGAGGCGGGAUCUGGCACCCCAACGACAGGACGGUUCAUGUAAAUUUGAGAUUGGUCCCAGCAGUGUUCAAACUGGGGCCUCUGUUGAGUCUUCUGCCGGGUCGAUCCUUACACCAUGUCAAACCUGUCAGUUUUCUGGAGCCAAAUGCGUUCUGAGUGACGACGAGGACGGACCCGCCGCUUGUCAAGCCCACGGUUCCGAGUGCUCUCUCUUAUCAAGCUCCUUGGCGAGUCCUCAGUCUCGCAAGAGGAAAAUGAACGGAGUGCCAGCCCGCGAGGCCACUUUUGGUAAACGAAGCUCACCAAGCAUUUCUACUCGCAAACUCGGCAAUUCCAGCUUAUCCAGCACGGCUGUUAGUAGCUCCUUUCUGGAAGACCUGGCAAAUGUCGGCGGACCAACAAUACUCAAGAAGACUCUUGGCAUGCAGAGUGAUCGAUUCAGUCAAUACGUUGGGCUUACCACGGACUUUGAGCCAUCGCUUAUCAAUCUCUCCACUUUCGAUCCGCAGGACGAAAGUCUCUUGGCCAGAGGCACCUUGAGAAAGGUAAGCGACAAUGACACCUUUCUGAUGCUGCCGGACAACAGUACUCCAGGAUAUGAUCAUGUCAUGGAAGACGUGGAUGCCAUUGAGGCCGUGGUAUCGCCACAUGGGCGUCAUUUGAUUGACUUGUACUUCCGUAUCAUCCAUCCAGCCUUUCCAAUCAUUCAGAAACACGUCUUCUUGGAAAAGUACGAGCGAUCCCAUCGAGAGUUCUCACCGCCCAUCCUAGCAGCGGUAUACAUUUUAGCCAUUAAUUGGUGGGAUCACAGUGACAAGCUCUCGACUCUACCUCGUCCUGAUGUACGAGAACUCGAGAGACUCAUCUGUACCGCACUAGCAGAUGCCAUGAACAGACCUAAAUUGUCCACUAUCCAGGCUGGCUUGCUUCUAUCUCAGCGUCCACAGGGGGACCAGUGGGCGCCAACAGCUCAACUUGUAGCCAUUGGUCAGGAGCUCGGGUUGCAUCUGGAUUGUUCAAACUGGAAGAUACCUCCUUGGGAAAAGGGGUUGAGGCGAAGGCUGGCCUGGGCCUUAUUCAUGCAAGACAAAUGGGGCGCCCUGGUACACGGACGACCGUCCCAUAUCUUCCCAUCCAACUGGGGCGUGCGAGCUUUGACUGCCAACGACUUUCCAGACGUCGAAUGGGAUGAGAAUGACUCAGAUGAGAGACAAGAUAUUGAAAAGGGCAGACUUUUAUUUACUUGGUUUGUGCAGCUGUCUGAAAUCCUGGCAGAGAUCCUUGAGACAUUUUACACGUUGAACUCGACACAGAAUAUUGCCGAUGCGGGCAUUCAAGGCAUCCCACUUGUUUUGUCCCUGGCCAAACCUGUUCAGCUGAAGCUCAAGGAGUGGUAUAGCGGUCUGCCCGCGAGCAUUCGACUCGAGUCCUACUCUUUAGCGAGCUUUUCUCCCGCUUCGCCACCCGCGACGAACAGAUCAUCCAGCAUUGGAUAUCUGCACCUGGGAUAUUUCGCUACGGAAAUCACGCUACACCGCAGGAUCAUUCGGUCAUUGGCAUCGAAUACAGCCGCUGUAGAUCCCUAUGUCCAGCACAUCUGUCGAAGCGCAGCAAAGGCCCGUCUCAUCUCGGCCAUGGACUUUGUCAAUCGACUGACUCCGAACCACUUGCGUUCGUUCUGGUUUUUUGCAUCCAAGACCAACUUUGCACUGAUCGGAACAUUUGGCUCCCUGUUGUGGGCGACGUCUCCAGGUCGAGAAGAAGCCGAUUGGUACCGCCGCCGCCUAGGGGAGUAUCGAUGGACUCUGUCAGUGAGCUCCAAACCUGGCGGGAGUAAAGGCCUGACGCAGUUCGCAAUAUCCAUGCUGGACAUCUCGACUGGGUUGCUGAAAAAGCUACCGGAAAAGCCGUCGAUGAGUCGGAGCGGUAGCCUGGCGGACAUGUCAGCGCCAUCCGGCCCGCCUUCGUAUCCGGGGUCGUUCUCCGGUUGUGGAAGUCUGAUGGGCCAAUUCAGCAAUAUACACAGCGCUGAUGUGAGCAGCGCACAAAGUCCCCGAACUGAUGAGUCGAGUAGUGGCGACGAGAUGGAUGACAGCUAUGCGACCCCGAUAUAA
Metarhizium album ARSEF 1941 is the source of this 2169-nucleotide messenger RNA. RefSeq names its product transcription factor TamA. NCBI's taxonomy places the organism in Eukaryota, Fungi, Ascomycota, Sordariomycetes, Hypocreales, Clavicipitaceae. The transcript has 2 exons. The coding region runs from base 1 to 2169 and encodes 722 amino acids. Gene Ontology annotation, cellular component: nucleus. Gene Ontology annotation, molecular function: DNA binding; zinc ion binding. Gene Ontology annotation, biological process: DNA-templated transcription. The record is from RefSeq and is a predicted model, not a curated record.